GCAGAAAGCCUGACUCAGGCAGGCAGCUGCCGCUAUUAAAGCAGCUCUAGCCAGGCACCCUUCCCUGCCGGGGUGAGCGCCACCGCAGAGAUGAAGCUGGCGAACUGGUGCUGGCUGAGCUCAGCUGUCCUUGCUGCUUAUGGGUUUCUGGUUGUGGCAAACAAUGAAACAGAGGAAAUUAAAGAUGAAGCAGCCAGGGACGCCUGCCCGGUGAGACUAGAAAGCAGAGGGAAAUGCGAGGAGGGAGGCGAAUGCCCCUACCAGGUGAACCUGCCCCCGCUGACUAUUCAGCUCCCGAAGCAGUUCAGCAGGAUCGAGGAGGUGUUCAAAGACGUCCAGAAUCUCAAGGAAAUUGUAAAUAGCCUGAAGAAGACCUGCCAGGACUGCAAACUGCAGGCUGAUGACAACCGAGACCCGGGCAGGAAUGGACUGCUGUUUCCGGGCACAGGAGCCCUGGGAGAAGCUGGUGACAACAGAGUUAGGGAACUAGAGAGCGAGGUUAACAAGCUGUCCUCUGACCUAAAGAAUGCCAAGGAGGAGAUUGACGUGCUUCAGGGUCACCUGGAGAAGCUGAAUCUUGUAAACAUGAACAACAUAGAAAAUUAUGUUGAUAGCAAAGUGGCAAACCUAACAUUCGUUGUCAACAGUUUGGAUGGCAGAUGUUCUAAGUGUCCCAGUCAAGAACAAAUACAAUCACGUCCAGUUCAACAUCUUAUCUAUAAAGAUUGCUCUGAAUACUACACAAUAGGCAAAAGAAGCAGUGAGAUCUACAGAGUUACACCGGAUCCCAAAAACAGUAGUUUCGAAGUUUACUGCGACAUGGAGACUAUGGGGGGAGGCUGGACAGUGCUGCAGGCGCGUCUCGAUGGGAGCACCAACUUCACUAGAACAUGGAAAGACUACAAAGUAGGCUUUGGAAACCUCAGAAGAGAAUUUUGGCUGGGGAAUGAUAAAAUUCACCUUCUGACCAAGAGCAGGGACAUGAUUCUAAGAAUAGAUCUUGAAGAUUUUAACAGCGUCAAACUCUAUGCCUUGUACGAUCACUUCUAUGUGGCCAACGAGUUUCUCAAAUACCGUCUACACAUUGGUAACUAUAACGGCACAGCUGGAGACGCCUUACGUUUCAGUAAACAUUACAACCAUGAUCUGAAGUUUUUCACCACCCCAGAUAAAGACAAUGAUCGAUAUCCCUCUGGAAACUGUGGGCGCUACUACAGUUCAGGCUGGUGGUUUGAUGCAUGUCUUUCUGCAAACUUAAAUGGCAAAUAUUAUCACCAAAAAUACAGAGGUGUCCGUAAUGGGAUUUUCUGGGGCACCUGGCCUGGUAUUAGUGAGGCACAACCUGGUGGCUACAAGUCCUCCUUCAAAGAGGCCAAAAUGAUGAUCAGACCCAAGCAUUUUAAGACAUAAAUCACUAAUGCUCAAUCCUCUCGGUAUUCAUUACCUAAUGGGGCAAUUAAUUCCUUCAGCACUUUGGUACAUGUUUCAUACUUCUUUUCCAUGGCAUGAAAUUUAUCUCUGAGCAAUGGGUUCUUAUGCGACACAGCAUUUGAAAUAAAGCUGAAAAAUAUGCCUUAUAAAGAAGUCCUUUCUUACUGUUAUGCUGUCAUCCAAAAUAAACACUUGCAAGCAAUUGGGAAUACUGAUAAUUACACAUUAGAUUUCUAAUUCUCUUAAUUUCUCUUAUUUGAAAAGUUUUCCAUUACUCACUCUAAUUGAAAAAUAAUUUUUUAUUCAGCAGGCUAGACUUUACACAAGUAAUCUGUAUUUUGACUGUGACUUAAACACAUCUGAAGGUAUAUCACUCUUUUCGGGCUAUAGUUAUUGGGCAUUUGUCUCUAAACACCCUAUUUCUCAUUCUGAGAUAAACUUACUCAAUUUAUGGCAUUUACAGCAUUUUAGUUCCCAAGCAAAGGGAAAUAUAUACAUAAACUUAAACCUGUUCAUGUACUAUUUGUGAAAUGUAAAAUUUUAUCAUUUAAAAUAUUCUAAAAUAUAUAAUAGCGUACUGUCCCUCCGAAAAGCAUUCAGAAAAUUAAUUUAAUCUUAAAGACCAUGGUUUAAAAGUAAUUCAUUCAUAAUCUAUAACUCUUUAGAUGUUUGAUGGUAAAAAUUGCUUUAACGUAAAAAAUACCUUCCUUUGCUCUGAUGCACAAUAGUUUUUAAUUUAAGACUGCUCUCUACUGUGCAAGACCACUGGCAGACUCUUUUGGAGAGAUAGGUGGGGCGUGAGAUGCUUCUUUAUAGGCUAUAAUCCUCUGAAGGCCAAUUUUAUAUCCAAAGCAAUAAUAUCAUUAAGUGAUUCAUUUCAUACAAAGCUAAGUUUUAUAGGAAAAAUAGGCAAGUCUAUUAAUGCAAAGCAUAUGAAUUUUGAAAUAAAUAGAACAGUAGUUCAGAUAUUAUAUAUUUAACCCUAACUGGUGUGUUACUUACUUUGCUAUCAGAAGAUUCAAAUACAAAUGUUUUCUUUUUUUUUAAUGAAACAAAGUAUCUGGAACUUUUGUAACUCAUUAAUUCUACAAUGCAACUAUCAUAUUUAAAAGACUAUGAAUUUAAUUUGUUAAGUUUCAUCAUUGUGAAAAAGGAUCAUUCCUGGGAGGACAGCAGUAUUCUGCUGCAUGUUUUAAAAAAUGCUCUAGAAUAAAAUUUGAAAGACUAUGCCAUACUGUAUGUAAGUUAUUCCAAUACUUUCAAUCUUUAAUUUCUACAGUCUGUUUCUACUAAAGUAAUAGAUAUUUCAAAAUAAAUUCACAAAGAUGCAGCUCUAUCCAUUCUUUGAAAAUGAUUAAAGAGGAUAGUAGAUUUAGGUAACAAGUUACUUUUUCAAGUAUUGCCCUUUAUGGAAAAUUCUAAUCAAAAAGAAGCAAGAUAUUCUUUUAAAAAUAUAUAACAUGUAAAAUUUUCAGUUAAACAUGAUGAAAACUAUAUUAUUAUGUAUACUAUUGAAAUGCUGAAGCAAGAGAAAUGCAAAUAGAAUUAAGUGAUGACUAAAAUGUAAAGUAUCAAUGUAGAUUUCAAAGGCUUCAUAGCUACUCAAUAGGAUAUCAAAAGUAAAUGUAACUAAUUUAUGCUUUUUAAUCUCUCUUUUCUGUUUAUUAAAAAAAGACUAAGAAGAUUUUGAUAUUAUUAUAAUGUAUUUAGAUAAGAGCACUUUCAUUUACUAUAUAUAACUAUUAAUGUAUGUAUGUUUAGGUACAUUUCUGUGAUCAAAAAUGAACUCAUUAAAAGAUACAGUUCUAAAGAAAAACAGCUCAUAUAGUGAAUGUCCACUGAUUUAACAGUAUCAUUUCAGGAGAAUUUGGCAAAAACCUCAUUAAUCUAAAUAAUCACUCGAAAACUUGUCUUUCUGCUAUCUUUCCAUCUUAUUUCAAAGAAUUAAAAUCUUAUUUUCCAUUAUACUUUUAUGGCACCUUUCUAAUAACAAAUUGUGUAACAUAAAAAUUCCUUUUUGAUAUCAUCUCAUGUCACUUAUUAUAUUAUAAAAUAUGUUUUAGACUUUGAUAAUUUUAUAUUGAUGGAAAUAGAUUGUAUGAGAGAGUCUUUUGCAUUGACAUAACUUUACUAAUAUAUGCUGAUGCUCACAAAUGUGGAUUGACUACUGACAAAUAUGUUAUUUUAGUGUCUUGUCUUCGUUCCAUUUUAAUGGCUAAUAUUUGCUGUCUUACCUAACAAAUUAUUUCUGAGCUUUAUCAUACUUUGAAAAUAUUGACCAAAAUUAGGUCCUUAGAAAUUCCUAAUGGACCUGGUUCACUCAUCACUGAGGAAAAAAAUCAAAUUUUUCUGAUAAGUAGUAGUAAUCCUCCAAAUGAAAUGACACAUCCAUCCAAUAAGCACAGGGCUUAAAUACACAAAAAGAAAAGAAAUCUGAGUAACAAAAUUUGCUGCUCCUUAUUUUCAAACGGCUACCCACAAAAAGGGCAGAAGGGUCAAAGGUAAAAAGUGAUGGGUAAUGUUGCCACAAUAAGCUCUUGUUUAGAAUUCUUAUUUUCCUUUAUGUACUAAUAGGUUUGUGUUUCAUUUUUUUUUUAAAAAAACUUGUAAAUAAAAGAUUUAAUCUUCA
Messenger RNA from Camelus dromedarius (Arabian camel), 4060 nucleotides. It is a transcript of the gene FGL2, whose product is annotated as fibrinogen like 2. The record is from RefSeq and is a predicted model, not a curated record. Lineage: Eukaryota; Metazoa; Chordata; Mammalia; Artiodactyla; Camelidae. The transcript has 2 exons. The coding region runs from base 91 to 1410 and encodes 439 amino acids.